UCCAAAAGGACUGGGGGUGGGGAUCCGAGGAAGCUCAGAGUAGGGGGUCCGAGGAAGCUCAGUGACUGAUCCUAAAAGACCCAGAGUCGGGGGACUGAGAGGUUCAGGGAGAGAAGAGGGUUUGAGAGGAGUCAGGCUCAGGGCUAAAGGCUUCAGGGUGCUGGAGUGAAGGGCACUUGGGAAAGGAAAUCUGAGGUCCAGAGUGGGAGAUCCAAGGAGGCUAAGAGUGGACAUGUCUGAGGAGGCUCAGAUUAGGGGCACAGGGGUGCUCAGAAUGAGAGAUCUGAAAGGGCCUGAGGCUGGAGGAGGGUCCACGGGGGCCCCGAGUUGUUAGAGAGCCAGGCUUGUGGUUGUGGGUCUGAAGUGGGGUCUCAAGAUGUUUAAAGGGGCUCUGUGCGCAGCCCUGGGGUUUAUGCGUGGAGCUUUUGAGAAAGGCUCCCUGGGUGGGGUCAGAGAAUGUUUUCCGUGAGAGGAUUUAUUUUAUUUUUUAUGUCUGUGGAAGGAUUGAGGGGGCAAGUGUGUAGUUUGAUGGCCCCUUGGUGGAGUUUUGGAGGACUAUUCUGGGUAGUUAUUGUGUUCGGGCAGGGAGACUCGGGGCUCGCCCUGUAGCUUUGGAGAUGCUGAGGACUCAGGUUUUAGAGGCCAAGUGAGUUUCACCGCUGAGGACUGGGUGCAAGGAGUUGGUGUCGAUGGAGGAGGAGGACGCCAGGGUUCCAACCCUGGAACCAUUCAGGGUGGAGCAGGCACCACCUGUAAUCUACUAUGUCCCUGAUUUCAUUUCCAAGGAAGAGGAGGAGUACUUGCUUCGACAGGUUUUUAAUGCCCCAAAGCCAAAGUGGACCCAGCUCUCCGGGAGGAAGUUACAGAACUGGGGUGGGCUCCCCCAUCCACGGGGGAUGGUUCCUGAGCGGCUGCCCCCAUGGCUCCAGCGCUACGUGGACAAAGUGUCUGACCUCAGACUUUUUGGGGGUCUCCCAGCUAACCAUGUCCUCGUGAACCAGUAUCUGCCAGGGGAGGGCAUCAUGCCCCAUGAGGACGGACCACUGUACUACCCGACUGUCAGCACCAUCAGCCUGGGCUCCCACACCAUGCUGGACCUGUACGAGCCGCGGCAGCCGGAGGAUGAUGACCCUGUGGAACAGCCUGCUGACCAUCAACCCGCCCCGCAGCCCCGGCCCCCGCCCCGGCCCACCACGUCGCUGCUGCUGGAACCGCGCAGCCUGCUGGUGCUGCGUGGCACCGCCUACACGCGCCUCCUCCACGGCAUCGCUGCUGCCCGGGUAGACGAGCUCCAUGCCACCUCCCUGCCGCCCAACGCGGCCGCCUGCCCGUCGGCGCGGCCCGGAGCCUGCCUGGUCCGCGGCACUCGGGUCUCGCUGACCAUCCGCCGCGUGCCCCGCGUGCUGCGCGCCGGCCUCUUGCUCGGCAAGUGAUCGCCAGGCUCCGGACCGUCGGGAUCUGGCUUCCUCGCCAUCCUGGGGCUGCUGCGAUUCUGUGACCUUGAACCCUGAGGCAGAGGCAGCUCCCCUGGAUUAUUUAUUUUUCUCAAUAACUUUGCGGGAACCACAGGAAAAAAAAACCCAUUCCGAAUAAAUCAAAAUAUAUCUUUCCUU
This is a messenger RNA of Microcebus murinus (gray mouse lemur), 1613 nucleotides long. Lineage: Eukaryota; Metazoa; Chordata; Mammalia; Primates; Cheirogaleidae. The record is from RefSeq and is a predicted model, not a curated record.